AUGGUUCGAGAGAAAGUAAAAGUAUCUACUCGGACACUACAGUGGAAGUGUGUUGAAUCAAGAGCAGACAGUAAGCGUCUUUAUUAUGGACGCUUUGUUCUGUCUCCACUUAUGAAAGGUCAAGCCGACACAAUAGGCAUUGCAAUGCGAAGAGCUUUGCUUGGAGAAACAGAAGGAACAUGUAUUACACGCGCAAAAUCUGAGAAAAUUCCACAUGAAUAUUCUACCAUAGUAGGUAUUCAAGAAUCAGUACAUGAAAUUUUAAUGAACUUGAAAGAAAUUGUAUUGAGAAGCAAUAUAUAUGGCACUCGUGACGCGCUUAUUUGUGUCAAGGGUCCUGGAUAUGUAACUGCUCAAGAUAUCCUCUUACCACCUUCUGUGGAAAUCGUUGAUAAUACGCAGCAUAUAGCUAGUCUAACGGAACCAAUUGAUUUGUGUAUUGGAUUACAAAUCGAGAGGAAUCGAGGAUAUAAUAAUAUAAAAAGGCCAAAUAACUUUCAAGACGGGAGUUAUCCUAUAGAUGCUGUAUUCAUGCCUGUUCGAAAUGCGAAUCAUAGUAUUCAUUCGUAUGGGAAUGGAAAUGAAAAACAAGAGAUCCUUUUUCUAGAAAUAUGGACAAAUGGAAGUUUAACUCCUAAAGAAGCACUUCAUGAAGCCUCCCGAAAUUUGAUUGAUUUAUUUAUUCCCUUUCUACAGGCAGCAGAAGAAAACUUCCAUUUAGAGCACAAUCAAUACAAGGUUACUUUACCUUUUUUUACUUUUCAUGAUCGAUUGGCUAAACUAAAGAAAAAGAAAAAAGAAAUAGCAUUGAAAUCCAUUUUUAUUGACCAAUCAGAAUUGUCUCCCAGGAUCUAUAAUUGUCUUAAAAAGUCCAAUAUACAUACAUUAUUCGACCUUUUGAAUAACAGUCAAGAAGACCUUAUGAAAAUAGAACAUUUUCGCAUAGAAGAUGUAAAACAGAUAUUGGACAUUCUAGAAAAUAAAUAA
Messenger RNA from Pistacia vera, 987 nucleotides. NCBI's taxonomy places the organism in Eukaryota, Viridiplantae, Streptophyta, Magnoliopsida, Sapindales, Anacardiaceae. The record is from the annotation of a RefSeq genome assembly.